Messenger RNA from Heterostelium album PN500, 9648 nucleotides. RefSeq lists its product as uncharacterized. The record is from RefSeq and is a predicted model, not a curated record. The transcript has 6 exons. Gene Ontology annotation, cellular component: cytoplasm. The coding region runs from base 1 to 9648 and encodes 3215 amino acids. Lineage: Eukaryota; Evosea; Eumycetozoa; Acytosteliales; Acytosteliaceae.
AUGGAGACAUUACCAUUGUUAAUCAGAUCUAUACCAGUCUCAAAGUGGCCAACAGGAUGUAAACCUAUCGAUCAGAAACUGACUUUGUUAUCCGAUGGUUCUGUUGGUACUUUCAUAGCUACACUUACUUCACCAACAACAUCAACAACAUCAACAACAUCUAUAUCAAAGUUAAAUCAACAACAACAACAAAAACAAUUACAAAUAUUGAAUAUCAGUGGUAUUCAAUCAUUGUCAACCAAUCAUAGAAGAGGAAGUACUUCGUCUUCAAAUGAUUUAGAUCUAUUUAAAUCAUCAAUUGUAUUAGAUAGUCAUAGUCAUAGUCAUAGUCAUAAUCAUUUAGAUCAACACCAUCAACAACAACAACAACAACAACAACAACAACAAGAUGUAAUAGAGAUUAGUUUAUUGGGUGACGUUGUUAAUCAGAUUAUUAGUAAUCAAUUGGCAACGGUUGGAGAGACACUUCAAUGGUGUAGACCGGUUCCUAUGUACUCGACGAUUGCUCUCUACUCAAGUGAAUCGGAAUCACUCCAAAAUAUACCGGCAAUCUUGGCAUUCUCAUCGUCAACAACAGCAUCACAGACAUCUCUACAUAUUCUAUCAAUAUUUAAAGACAAUAGUAGUAGUAUCAAUGUUAACAACAAUGCUGGUAAUAAUACAAAUAAUAACAAAUAUAAAGUAAAGAAACAACUUACUAUUAUAUCAACUGAUUCUAAUGAUUUACAUGGUACUACAAAGUUAUUUAAUAAUCAUUCAACACAACAACAGCAACAACUACAACAACAACAACAACCAUUAUUUCAAUUUCAUUCAUUUACAAUUACCUAUAACCAAUUAUUAACAUUAAUACAAGUUGAACCAGAUGAUAGAUACUUUAGUUUAAAGUCAACUGUAGAUUCUGAUGAUGAAGAAGAAGAAGAAGAGGAAGAGGAGGAAGAAGAAGAAGAAGAAACAGAAGGAAAAGAAGAUAGAAAUGACAAUAAUAAUAGACAAAUAUUCAAAAUAGUUGAUAAAUGGUUAUUCGUAUUCAAUAGGAAUUCAUUGUAUUCUCAACGUUUAGAUAUAUGGAGUUUGAACGGUAAACAACGUGGUUCAUUAGAUAUCAUAAACUAUUUAAAGAAAUACAAUUUAAAUGAUAACAAUAAUAACUAUAAUAAUAAUAAUAAUGAUAAUUUCGUAAAAGAUAAAUCUAUUGCUAUGAUAAAAGAUAUCUCUGUGUCAUCGGAUAAAGAGUUACUGUCGGUUCUCGAUGAGAAGGAACGUAUCUAUUUGAUCAACUUGGAUCACUACUUCCAGAGUGUCGAACAACCUGCCUAUCACACGAACGAGUUGGUUUGCUUCGACAGUCAAUUCAAUAGAGAUAGUAGUGGUAGUACCGCCACCGAUCUGUUGUUUGCCGACCAGACAACUAGUAACACCGCCGCAACUGCUCUAUCGUCAUCUACAUCGAAUGCCAAUCAUAUCGAUUUGAAUGGUAGUAGUGGUAGUACAAAGUUUGGUGGUAGUAGUCAUGGAAGUCAUGGUAGUUUCAGUAAAUACAAUACCACUGAUAUGAAUGCUACUGGUGGUGGUGGUGGUGGUGGAAGUAAUCAUAACAGUAUCAACGAUCUCUCUUCGAUGUCACUUAAAGGUGAUCAUAGUCAACACGAUACCGAUACGGAGCACACUGAGAACGAUGGUGCUGAAUCGGACUUGGAUUCCGACGAGUAUGACGACUGUCUCGAAGACGACUUGUUCCUGUUGCAUUGGUACGAGAGUGAAGAUAGCAAGUGUAUGCCACUUGAUUCCAUCAAAGAGUAUGAUAACAUGGUUGGGUGGUUACCUAAUCAUCCAAUUAACUACCCUUCCAACGGUUAUAAAAUAAGUAACAUCAAUAACCUAAACAACAAUAAUAACAAUGAUAGUAAUAAUAGCAGUAGUACUAGUUAUCAACAGCAACAACAACAACAACAAUCUAAAAGACAAAUAUCAAGAGAGAGUUCAUUUAAUAAUGCAUCGUUAUUAAGUAGAUCGAUUUCAAAUCAAGAUAUAUCAUCAUUUAAUAACAAUGAUCAUCAUCAUAAUCAACAAAAUCAUUCAGAAGUUAAUUUAUUAUCAGAAACUCAGUUAGUUAGUAAUAAUGCAAAAGAUCAACAACCAGAUGAUAUCAAUUGUUAUAAUCUAAACUUAAAGAAUAGUAAUAGUUUGUCAGUGAAUAACGGUGGAUUGGAGUUGGUUGAUUCGAGUGUAUGGAUAACUCCUCUUGUAAUUGUAUAUCAAAGAAACUACCAUGACAGUGUCACUGGUUCGUUUAGCUGUGAGCUUCACUUUGUGAGUAGAUCCGAUCCAUUCACAAAGCAGUCGUUCCACGCCUACUCUGAGCGAUUACAAGUUGUAAUGCUAGCGGACCAGUCGUUCUUUUACAUCAGUAGUGUUGGUCUGCACGUUGUCCUGAUCGACCAGAAUCAACAGCAGAUUCUAAACAACAUGAUUAUGUUUGAGGGAAGUGCCAGUGCCAAUCACCUGUGUGAGAUCAACAAUUGGAACAAACGUGACCUAAAGAUUCACGCGCUGCAACUCGGUCUCAAGUAUCGCCAGUUGGACGUCGUUGAGCCGGCUUUGAAAUCACUGGAUUUGGAUCAACAGUUGAUCGGUAGUCGUCUGCUCGUCAACACGAUCUUGGAGUACACUGCCAAUGCUUCGAAUGCCAACGUUCACAAUGAAUCGUUCACCUCAGAGCUACUACACAUUGGAAUGAACUUUAUUGGUUUGAUUAUAAAGGAUCGUGCUUCACUGGUUCACGCAGCCAUCCCGCAUCUCGGUGACAACUGUAUCAAUUUCAACUGGACGGAAACACUUACCACUCCACUCAACCAAUCAAACUUGACGCUGUCUUCACUCAAUGUAAUUCUAUCGCCGUCCAGAACAGACAACAACAACAACAACAGCAACAACAAUAGUAGCAGUGUCUCACCAUCUGGCGUUUGUGACUCCAAUUCCACUUCGCACGAUAUAAGCUCGCCAAUUCAAGAUCUUUUGAAUUUCACUACUAUUCUCGAAGCAUUUAGAAUGUUCCAGAAACAACAGCAACCUUCUUCCAAAGCGAAAUCCAAUGUUAGCUAUGCCAAUCGCAAUCCAAUGAGUAUUCCAGGAUCAUCGGUGCAAAUGCAACACCAUCAGAUGAAUAGCGGAUCGGCCGUGUUGUUGUCAUCCGAUGAGAUUGAUAUGGGACCGUGGUUCGGUGGAUUGUGUGAGCGUUGGGAGCGUAUGGAAGAGUUGGAGCUUGUUAAAGAGUCGCUUUCUAACAACACUGUUUCCUCGGCCAUAGCUUUUAUCAAUUGGAAACGUGAACGCAAUGGUCUGCUACUCUCGAGCUCACAGUUCCUAGAGAUGGACGGCGGUGGAAGUGUUGUCGCCACCUCGAGCAAUCCAAUGACUCGCUCGCAAGACAGCCAACUUCCAAAGAUCAUUCCAUCGAGCGGAACAUUCACACUGGCUCACUUCCAACAGAUUGCAGCGUGUCUUGUGUUCCAAGCGAUAAGCCAAGCUCAGCUCGAACCAGCACUCGAAUAUCUUGCGCACAUGGGACAGCCUAUUGUUCCGCAUCUUCGCCAGAUUGCCUUAUCGACUUCGCGUCGUUCCAUUCGAUCGCUGCUACUGGAUGCGCUUGCCAACCAUCCACUGGCAACCGACAGGUCGAUCUUCUCCACUGAAUUCCUCGCACUAAUGUCGUUUGCCAAGCAAAUCGAGACACUCUAUCCCAAUCCAAGUUACUACCGCGAGUUCUCACGUCUUUCUUUUAGAUACCGUCCAUUCCACGAGUCGCGUCCACCACCCUUGUUGCAACAGUCACAGUCGCCAACCAUCGGUCUGCCAAGACACGCUUCCUUUGAGAGCCAAACAAUCGACGAUGAUCUCAAACCACUCUGUCAAGAAGUGGACGACAUCCUGCCCGACACUGAGAACAACUAUGGAUUCCACAUUGUCACUCACAACAUUGGUGGCAGCAGUGGAAACAUCUACCAACAGAUGCCAAACAAUAAUUUCCUACAGGCACAACUCAGACAAGACACUGGAAGAAGAAUCACUCUGUAUCCGCCAAUCAAGAAUGAUACUCCUUUCCAAUCGGUCGAUAACAACGACAUAGGUUACAGUCAUUUCACUCUCAACUGGGCAUCGAAAUGGUCGUCGCUCACCAAAGAGCGUAUCUUGAUCGAUAGAAACUUUGAGAUGGAGAAGCGUGAUCGUAUCGCUCGUCUCUUCUUUGCCGUUUCUCACUCUCGUUCACAAGAUGUUAUUACAUGGGUUGAUAAUGAGUUGACAACCACUGAGAUUCAAUACUUUAGAUCGUUGGUAUUGACCGACUUUUCACCGGCAUCAUCCAACGCUCAACAAUACCAACAACCUCAACCUGAACCUUUGGUUUUAGAAUUACAUAAAUCCAUCUACCAAGCAAUGUCAAUCGCUCUGCCAUUCAUAAAAGAUAUCUUUUUGAAUCAACUGGCAAGACAUAGAAUAUUCUUGUUGGAUUUGGAGACUGCACCGUUGUUCUAUAUCGACAGUAGAUACCGUCGUUCCACCAAGGAAAUAAUUCUACUCAAACGUCUAUCCAAUACAUUCCAACUGUUCCCAGUGAUUAACAAUGGUGUUGUCCAACCACAUUCCUAUCCACUGAGCAUGAUCCUUCCCAUUGGAGAAACCUCUCCAUUCCACAGAUUCUUUAUCAACUUUUGUAUUGAAAACAAAAACAUGAUGUUGUUGUCAAGUUACAUCCAAUCAUAUCAACUUGCCAAUUGUGUGAGUGUACGUGCUCAACAUAUCGGAGUUGACCAACUAGAUUCACUUAGCUCAGAGUCACAGCUACUCUUCUUGCUUCGUACGCGUUCGCCUGCAGAUUUGCUUCGUGCAAACAUUGUCAACAUGGCAAUGACUCUCCACUCGAAUCCACCAUUGGAAUCAAGCGGAAUCGAUGGUUUCCUCUCGACUUUGAACAGUGCGAUCUCUGCCAACAGACCACUGCUUGCAUUGUCGGCAAUGAUCUAUGCUCCUACCUCUAUUGCUUCGCUGCUCACCGAGGUGACUGACCACGGCACCAAGUUGGAUACCACCCCACUGCUCCAAGCGUUCAAAGCCAACCCAACUUUGCACUCAACACUCUCCACCAUCCUCCACAAGCAACAAUCCAGCUUCAAACCAAACAAACGAUCGAUGUCCAAACCAAGAGAUAUCAUAAGUUCCAAGUCGGACAUCACUCUCUCUGAGAUCAUUGAAGCCAACUCAACAUUCUCGCUCUCCUCGUUGUUUGGCGCGGUUGGAGCCGACCCACUCUCGGUGCGUGUUGCCGACAUUGCAACUCAACAAUUCAAAGAGGCAUACAUCGAUAGAAUCGAUGUGUUUUACUAUCUUGAAAAAGGUAGACCGAUGCUUGCCUAUCAGUUCCUUGUUGAUAGACACCGUCGCAACACCAAACAAUCUUUUGAUCAACUGUCAAACGAACAUAUCAGUCUCAUUGGUUGGUUGAUUCGUUCAUUCGUUUUGAACAGGGUUAGUGAUGAAACCUCUGUUUGUUCAGCGAUAACCUUGUUGGAGUUGAUGAAUUUGAAAUUCCUGGCGACCAUGGUCAAAGUCGACUAUUUGGUUGCCAAACGCAUCAUAGAACACCAACAAUCAAACAAAGAGGAAUUCGAAGCGAAUCCAUUCGAUCUUAUCGAUUUAAUCAAUGUUUUCCACUCGAUAUAUCCAGCUCCUUCGACUCUCCCGCUGAAACAAAGUGAAGUGUCACACAGACAAGUGGCAGCCGGCACACCCAUCUCUAAGAUUAUCAGUGCUUUCGAAGCUACCUUACCACUUGAUGAACAACUAAGUGAAUCCAGCUCAAACUGGGCUAUUCUCUCACGAUUCUGUCAGGUUCACUCGGUAUCUCUGGUUACUCGUCGUCUAGAGUAUCUGGCGCGACAAGACAACUGGUUGGCAUUCCUCUACGAAUCACAACAACACCAAUUCCCAAUGUCACAAAUAGCGAAAAUCAUCAAGAUGUUCUCCAACCAAGGAAUUCGCAAUCAUCUUACUCUUGUUCUCGAGCAGAUAUCCACUCAACGUCUGCGCAUCCAUGACACUCCACCACCCACUACCGACUCUGAGUUGUUGUCACUCUCGAUUGAAUUCAACCCGAUAGAACCAACAAAGAUGUCACAUGAUAUCAUGGACUAUCUACUAUCAUCAUACCGUACAACCGAUCCAGCAAACUAUUUACUCUACUAUGCAGUCACACACGAAAGAGCAUUGCUCGCUGUUUUGGCGUGUAUUGCUGCAGCUGAACAAAACAAACAAUCAUCAUUUGCAUCGAUCAAUACAACCGUUUGUUUAGUUACAUGGCUAUCUGUUUCUAUUCCAUCGUUGGCUACUCAUUUAUCCAAUGUUUCUCAAACCAAACAACAACAGCAACAACUCCAACAACAGGUUGACGAAGACGAUGACUCUGACACUGACCAAAUUCCACUACAAACUAAAUGGACACUGGACGAUCUACAUCUAUCGAUUCACUAUAUCGUUCAAAACAGAAAGACAUUCAUUCUUCUUCAAGGUCUAAAGAUAUUCAUGCCUCAAAGUCCGUUGAUGACAUUCCUCAGAUUCAUCAGUCAGUUCCAUCAAUAUCGUUUCGAAGACUCUGAAAACAGCUUGGCUCUUUUCAUUGAGGAACUAGGUCGUCUUCAACAAGACCAAUUAUCAACAAUCAAACGAUUGGCUAUUGACGUAUGUGAAGGUCUAUUGGAUCUCUACAGUUCCUACGAGAGAGAACACUUCUUGGGAAUCUUGCAUCGUUCCAACCUAUCGAAUAACUUCUCAACACUCUACUCCACUCUUCACUUGAUGAAGCGUACCAUGCUCGAAGAUAAGAAUAUCCGUUUGGAUCCAAAGGUUAUUAUCGAUCGUCUCUUGGAAAAGAAUCUGUUUGCCGAGGCGCGUACCUACUCCAAUGAAAAUCACCUCGAUAAGGACAUCAUUACUCUCGCCGAAGUCGAGUCACUCGUUGCUCACUACAAGCAUGGAUGCCUUUGGGAGUUGGAGCAAGAGCGUAUCAACCUCUGGAAGAAGUGUCAACACUAUUUCGUCAUUCACCAAUGUCGUCCUGAAGUUGCGGGUGACUUCUUCCACCAGAUCUCACAAAAGUUGGCACCCUCCAACGAGAAGGUGUUCCUUCUUCAGACCACUGCAGAUUGGUUCGAAAAACGAGCAUCAUCCAACAAUGUACAACAACAGCAGGUUGAAGACCUCAAGAAACAGAUACUGCUCAUCUCUGUAGGAUUGUCUUUGGAGAGCGAACAACAAGACGAUCGUGAUUCCUCAUCGACAUCGGUGUCACCCUCCACCUCACCGUAUCGUCCAUCCCACAUGCCUCAUUCCUCCUUUACAUCGCCACUUCAAUCGCCAUCGACUUCACUCUCAUCUUCCCCAGACAACUUUGAUCCCAAUCCAUUCCGUGAACACAUAAAGAAACAACAGAAUACCAAUAAUAACAACAACAGUAAUCGUUAUUCAACUUCACCUCCAUCGAGUGGUGGCAGUGGAUUUGGUGUUGGUGCAAUACCAAUGUCAUCGAUGACUCCAAUGACAAUGUCUACACCCUCUGCCUAUUUGUCACCGUCGAAACCAACACCAAGAUUGGAUCCAAUGUCAAUCGAUCCCAAGGGAUUGGACAAUGUCAUUGCGAAACUUCUCAACUCUGGCAACUAUGCACAAGCCGAACAAAUCUCAAAGCAAUUCUCAUUCAAGAGUUUAGACUAUGAGAUUGUCUUGACAAUGAUUUCCGUUGCCAACAAAACCAUUAGUCCAAGUCCACAUUCAUUCUCACCGACAAUCUUGUCUAUGCUUGAAAACAGCUAUCACGGAUUGAAAUGGAUCAAGCAACAAAAUGAACAACAACAGAUGAACAGCAGUACAUCGUUGAUUGGCUCUUCGUUGACAUCCAAUGGAACCAAUAACAAUCCAAUUUCGUUGGCUCUCGAAGCGCUAUCGUCGUGUUGUCACCUUGCCAAAGAGGCAGCCAAGUCCAUUCUCACCAAGUACAACGUCAGUCAGAAACUAUCGAUGAACUACUCUGACCUACAGUUGGAAAAUCACUAUGACAUAGUCAACCUUCUCCUACUUCAAGGCAAAGAGUGUUUCCGUUUGAUCAAAUCAUACCUUUCGACCAAUCAUCUCGAUCUUGCCAAGAUCAACAUCCAACUUGCCGAUACCUUUGCAAAGGCUGUCAAAGUUCAAUUCCCUGUGAAAUCAUCACUAUCGAAAUCUAUUUCGAAUUCCAAUAUCUCUGGUGACUACUACAAUGGUAAUCGUAGUGCUCCUUCGACACCUCAGAAAUCCUAUCCAAACAGCAGUGGCAGUUCGCUGCACGACAGUGGAGGAAGCUCCUCUUCAGCGGGAAUCGAUCCGGCUUGGACAUCGGAGGAAUUCAACGAAUACAUUAGACUUGGUCGUGAUCCAUUCACUUUUGGUAUGAGACUGUUGGAAGCAACCGGAAUUGAUUUCGACAAGGCAGCCGUCACUAGUUCACCAGUGUUUGCCAAAGCAAACUCAUUGUCGCCAUCGGGAAUGGAAGCAGAGGUAGAGCUAUUUGUUCGUGCACACUUUUGUUUUGUUGUAGCUUGUAGUGUCGACGGAAGCAUCCUCGUUCAAAACAUUGUAAAGUCACGUAUCAACUAUUAUGCAGAUGCCGGACAAUUCAAACUGCUUGUUCGUCUCAUCACUGGAAUGCAAUGCUACAAUGAACUACAAGGAAUUCUCGAUAUUCUCUUACAACACGAUAGCUUUGAACUGCUGCUUCGAAAGAAGAUUCAUCAACACGAAGAUCACAACGGUUUGAAACUUGCACUUCACAGCUACCUCUUGAAGAAACAGCCACUCUAUCAAGAUAAACUUGAGAUGUUGUUCUAUCGUUUCAAUAUGUAUCGUGAAAUCGCAGCACUGCACGAACACCGUGCCAAACAAAAGUUGGAAUCCAUUGUCAAAGAUCCAAAACAACCUGGAAAUUACAUCAAGGAUCUACUGAUAGUGAUGGAGUCAUUCUUGAAUGCCGCCGACAACUAUGCAAAGGAGAGAUCGAAUCGCACCUCUCAGUAUUGUGUGGCUAUGGGUACACUCGUUGCUCUACAAAUUAAACUACCCGAUAUCAAACUCAUCAAUCUAAAGCAAUCGGAAGCAAGACAAACAAUGAUAUCUCGUCAAACAUUUAGAGAGUCACUCAUCAUUGCAAAUGCUUAUAAUCUGAAUAUUUAUUCCGACUGGAUAAAUGUAUUAUUCCAACAGGUUCUUUGUCUUGGAAAUUUCACAUACCUUCAAGAUUAUAUUGCCAACUUUUCCGUUCCACAAAAUCUAUUCCAUGACUUGAUUAAAAGAUUUAAGGGUGAUACAACCAAACAAGUUAAAGUUCAACAUGUUAAGUAUCUUUUAAACAACUUUUUAAAUGAUAAGCAUCUACGCUAUGAUCUUGCAAAAGAAUCAGGAUUUGAAGAUAUUGUAGCACAAACUGUGGUAACUUCAAGUGUUACAUGUAUUGUUAAACAUAAAUAUCAAAACACAUCUUCAUUUAAUGCCGUGUGGUUCAUAUCGCCAACGCUGGGUUCACAGGGAAGUCUUGCAACAAUACGACAAGUCAAUGAAAUAUAA